This is a messenger RNA of Closterium sp. Naga37s-1, 1422 nucleotides long. NCBI's taxonomy places the organism in Eukaryota, Viridiplantae, Streptophyta, Zygnematophyceae, Desmidiales, Closteriaceae. The record is from the annotation of a GenBank genome assembly.
AUGCAACUUUGGGAUGCCGCCGCCUCCGCCGCCCCCACCGCCGCCACCCCCGCGUCGUCCUUACCGUCCGCCCGCCUCUCCACCCCCGCAUUGUCGUCAUCGUCCCACGGCUCGUCCAUCUUCCUUAGUAGCGCCUCGACGCUGCUACACCCAUUUCUCGAGAUUGACAACUUGGACGAUCUCAGCGGCGACUCGGGCGAUUCGUCGCACCCAGAACAGUUGCACGCGACGCGCUCCCCGCAUCGCCUGCUCUUCGCACAGCAGCAACCCAGCAUCGCUGCCACAGGCGUCGCGAAGAGUGCUCCCCUCGACGACUCUUCUCCCCCUCCGCAGCCGCCGCCAGCGCCGCCGCCUCCACGUGAGGUGGAGCUGGACUCGUGCGCGCUGCAGUCGCUGCUUCCGCAGCUCCUCCCGCCCGCCCUCCUCGACCCCGCCUGCUUCAACCACCUCUCGCUGCACUUCGCGCACGAAACUCCUGCAGACAACGGCGGCGGCGGCGGUGGGGACGAGUCGAGUGCGUCGUCGCCGCCUGAGACGGCGACGCGGCGCGAUCUGCUUGACGUGGCGCGAAACAAGGCGCGUGCCAGCACCGUGUGGGCGCCGCUGGAGGGGACGGCGGGCAGCGCGGAGGGCGCGGGAGGCGCGGGGGAAACGGGGGGCGCAGGGGGACCGAGGGGGCCAGGAAGAGCCAAGCCGGCGGCGGCGUCGACUCUCACUCCAGCGAAUGAAGUGAUCACCGUGUGCCGCUCUGCUGUAGGUGUGGUGACAGCAGGUGUGGUGACAGCAGGUGUGGUGACUGCAAGUGGUAACAGCAGGUGUGGUAACAGCAGGUGUGGUGACAGCAGGUGUGGUGAUAGCAGGUGUGGUGACAGCAGGCCCAGCCAGCAUCACCAUCAGUCCGGAUCUCAGUGGACAGACCUGGAGAGGCUGGGGCACGUCUUUGGCGUGGUGAGUGGCAGAGAGAGUGGUGAGUGCGAGAGAGCACGUCCUUACUACCAUGGUGCCAUGUUGGGCCUCAUAUUAGGCCCCUUUGCGUUGCCUGAUUGUGUGCCUGCCCACUCACCCUCUGCACCCUCUCCCACCCACACUAUCCUCUCCUCGCCCAUCCUUACCCCUUCCCCCUUCCACCUUCCCCCGGCCUCUAUCUUCCCCACCUCCCAACCUCACCUUGCCCCCACUCUUCAUGCCAGGUUCGCCAACUACAUUGGCAAACUGCCUGCCGACCAGCUCACCACGCUGCUGGACCUGCUCUUCUCACCGUCCACGGGAAUCGGGUUCAACCUUGCGCGCUACCUCCUAGGCGCCAGCUUCAACGCCACCAACAGCCCGCAGCUCACCAAAGACACCAUGCACCAGACGAACCUCCCCGGCUACAAGCCGAGCAAGGCCGCCCCAUACGACUGGGCGGCAGACUGGCGAUGA